This is a messenger RNA of Acanthosepion pharaonis, 7881 nucleotides long. Lineage: Eukaryota; Metazoa; Mollusca; Cephalopoda; Sepiida; Sepiidae. The record is from the annotation of a GenBank genome assembly.
AUGACCAUUGUGAUGCGUGGGAGUCCUGCUGGUGGGGACUCCCCCCAAGAUAACACUCAAGCACCACCACAGCAGCAGCAACAGCAACAACAACAGCAGCAGCAGCAGCAACAGCAGCAGCAGCAGCAGCAGCAAAAGGCUACCCAGUCUACAAGUGAAGAGACUGGUCAAGGCAAUGGCCACACAGAAAUGCAAGAUGAGCAAGAGCCAGACUUUCCCCAUGAAGCUUUGGCUAAGCUGGAUGAAAUGAUCAAUCGACCAAGAUGGGUGGUGCCUGUUCUUCCCAAGGGUGAAUUGGAGUUGCUUUUAGAAGCAUCCAUUAAACUCAGUAAAGAAUCAUUGGAUACACGAAGUGAAGCUUGUCAAAGAUUUUUCCGCGAAGGCUUGACCAUAUCCUUUACCAAAAUACUUACUGAUGAGGCUGUGAGUGGAUGGAAAUAUGAAAUACAUAGAUGCAUCUUUAAGAAUGCAGAAAAAUUAAUUGAAUUGUGCGUUUGUAAGCUUUCUCAGGAUUGGUUUCCUUUAUUGGAUCUUUUAGCAAUGGUUCUAAAUCCCCAGUGCAAGUUCCAUACGUACAAUGGAACUCGCCCAUCAGAAACUGUACCACCAGGAACUCAGGUGACUGAAGAGGCCAUAUUUGCAAAACCACCCGAUGCAAGAACACCUCGGGGCUGGUUGGUAGAUCUGGUGAAUAAAUUUGGACAAAUGGAAGGAUUCCAAAUUAUUCUUGACCGUUUCACUAAAGGCCCCCAGUUAUCGGUGCCUGUGAUAGCUGCACUGGUGAAACCAUUUGGUCAGUGCUCUGAAGUACUGACUCCUUAUGCCAUCCAGAAAUAUUUUAUGCCAAUUGUAGAAAUUGUCCCUAAAUUUCUGGACAACUUAACAGAUGAUGAAUUGAAGAAGGAGUCCAAAUCAGAAAUAAAAAAUGAUGGAUUAUCAGCCAUAAUAAAAGCACUGAAACAAUUGGUGUCCCGUGUACCUAAUCAGGAAGAAACUGUGAAGAAUUUGGAAAUCUUCCGUUUGAAAAUGAUCUUGAGGCUUCUUCAGAUUUCGUCUUUUAAUGGCAAAAUGAAUGCCUUAAAUGAAGUAAACAAAGUGAUUGCAAAUGUGUCAUUCCAUGCCAGUCGUCAUACUCCAAUUGAUGAUGAUGAGUGGCUGACAGCAGACAAAAUGGCAGAAUGGAUUCAACAGAACAAUGUGUUAUCUAUAGUUCUUCGCGAUAGUCUCCACCAACCUCAGUAUGUUGAAAAGUUAGAAAAGAUACUGAGAUUUAUGAUCAAAGAGAAAGCAUUAACACUUGAUGAUUUGGAUAGAAUAUGGGAAGCCCAGUCUGGAAAACAUGAAGCAAUUGUCAAAAAUGUUCAUGAUUUAUUAGCAAAAUUGGCUUGGGACUUUUCCCCAGAACAGCUGGACCAUUUAUUUGAAUGUUUCCAAGGAAGCUGGACUAAUGCUAUGAGAAAGCAAAGGGAAAAGCUACUUGAGUUGAUACGACGACUUGCAGAAGAUGAUAAGGAAGGCGUAAUGGCACAUAAGGUUCUUGGUUUAUUAUGGAACCUUGCACAUAGUGAAGAUGUUCCAACUGAAAUUAUGGAUCAAGCAUUAACAGCCCACAUAAAAAUAUUAGAUUACAGCUGUUCUCAGGACCGUGAUAGUCAGAAGAUGCAGUGGAUUAGUAGAUUUGUAGAAGAACUGAAGAAUGACAAGUGGGUGUUACCAGCACUGAAACAAAUACGAGAAAUAUGCCAGUUAUUUCCAGAAACUUCUCAAAAUUUCCCGCAUGCUCAGCGGACACCUCAUAUGUACUAUAGGAACCAAGUUAUUAGUCAGCUGCACCAUCAACACUCCAUUGUUAUGUUGGUUGCUCAGAACUUGGCUACUUACAUGGACAAUGCAAGAUCCUAUGCUAAAGAGCACCCAUUUGAAGAUCCAGCAAAUAUCUAUCCAGAUGGAAGAUUUAACCAUAUACAACAAGUACAAGAACGAUUAAGAUUUUUGAGAUUUUUGCUUAAAGAUGGUCAACUUUGGUUAUGUGAAAUUCAAGCCAAGCAGAUUUGGAAAUGUUUAGCUGAGAAUGCCAUUUAUGUGGCAGAUAGAGAAUCUUGCUUUAAAUGGUUUGCAAAGUUGAUGGGUGAAGAACCAGAUUUGGAUCCAGAUAUAACUAGGGAUUUUUUUGAGAAGAAUAUCCUUCAGUUGGAUCCCGCUCUUCUUACAGAAAAUGGAAUGAAUUGCUAUGAAAGAUUUUUCAAGCAUGUCAACUUGAAAGAGAAUAAACUUGUUGUAAAAAGGCGAGGUGGUCAUAUGAUGAAUGAUCUUGAACUCAUUGGUUUGGAGUAUUUAUGGAGGGUUGUAUUGAAUAGCCCAGAAAGUGUGGCUGAGAAACCUGUCGCACUCUUGAAAGAAAUUUUCACCAAUCUUGGCCCUCACUUGCAACAAAAUCAUGUUGAUAUCCACGAGGACUUCAUUCAAACAUGUAUUGAUCGUCUGAAACCUUCCUACGACACUGUCUGUGUGUUGGAAGAUGACAAGGAGAGUAAGAAUAGAGUGAUGCAGGAAGCUAUGCGGAUGGUCCGUGUUCUAACUGUACUCAAGGAAUAUGUUGCUGAAUGUGAUGAGGCCUAUGGUGAGGAAAGGUCAAUUCUACCUCUGGGCAGAGCUUGUCGUGGACGUCUUGUGACAUUGUUUAUACGAUUCCCCAACCAGGGGAGGCAGGUUGAGGAUUUGGAUAUUUGGUCGCACACUAAUGACACUUUAGGUUCAGUAAGACGACAAAUCUUAAAUAGAGUUAAAGUUAGCAGUAGCAGCAUCAAAGUUGAUCUGUAUGUUAAUGGAGAACUUCUAGAUCCUAGCGAAGACAAGAAAUUGAUAUCACAAAUUCCUCUUCGAGAUAGAACUGCCGUCUCGGCUAAAUUAGUUCAAGUUGGAAGUAACAUGCCUUCCAGCCCAGACAGUAGUUCUGAUAGCUCUGGAGGUUCUCCCCACAACACUUAUGAUGGGCCUAACAUAGAUGCUGAAAACUGUCUGCCUGGUGUGUUAAUGGCACAUGUCAACCGGUACACAAGUUUCCUUUUCCAACUAUCAGACCUUGGCAGUAAUCUGCAGCUGCCAAAAUUAAGAGACACUGCGAGAGCUCUCCUGAAAAUUAUGUCAGCUGAUACUUUUACAGUAGAGAAAUUCCGUAGUACAUGUAUGGAACAUGCUAGAGCUGAGAGUGGAGUUUCAGCUACACUGGAAGCUAUGUUCUUCACUGGUUCUUCAACACAAGUUCUCUACAAUGUAGAGGUGGUUUACAGUCUGCUGAUGCCAGCAAGUGCACCUAUUUCCGAUGAUGCUUUUGAAUUUCAGUAUAAUUUUGUACGUAGUGGUGGUGUCCAGUUGUCUUUGAACAUGCUCACAAAAAAUAAUUUCUUGCCAAAUGCUGAUCUCCCUACUAGAAGGAGUGCCUAUGUGACUGUUUUGAAGAUCUGCAAAUUGAUGACCACAACUGUUGGUCAUGCUAAAGUUCAAGUAGCUGUGGAUGCUUGUAGUGCUGACUCUCAAACUACCCCAAUCCCUGUCAAUGAGCAUAAUUAUGCAGUCACUUUGCAACAAGCAUUGAUCUACAUACCAAAUCCUACAUCAGAAUUUACACUUCGAAAUGUGGCCAUACGAUUGGGUCAGCAGCUGAAAGAGCAGGCUUUUGGAGCAUUACCAGACUUGAACACCAUCAAGGCUAUACAGAAAAUUGCAUGGUCAUCUUGCACAGGAUCUUUGCAUUUAGUUCAUGAUUCUAAUGAAGAGAUCCAUCGGAUUGUAGAGAAGGGUAAAGAAAAUACUGAGCCAGAAGAUAUUGAAGUGACCAGAGAAGCUUUAGAACUUUUAUCUGUCUCUCUGGCAUUGUGCCCAUCUGCUUUGGAGUCUCUGAACAAGGAUAAAGCAUGGCAGUGCUUCAUUAUAGACCUUCUGCUGCUCUGCAAGAAUAGAGAAAUCCGUACCUGGGCUGCUGAACAAUUUUUUCAGAUGGCUACCAAAUGUAACAGUGGGAAUCGACCGUUGCUUUUCUUCAUUACUCUCCUCUUCACCGUUCUCUCUACAACCGUGAAAGAUAAUGCCAAGCAGUCUCAUGAGUAUUUCCACUUGCUAUGCAGAUUACUGAAUCAUGCCUUUACAAGUGAAGUGAGCUUGCCUAACUCUGAGGUUUUACUCAACAAUGAAAUUAGCUGGCUCAAGAAAGUGAGAGAACAACUCUUAAGCCAAGGAGAAAUCCAAGUGGAUAAUGCUUUAUUGGAGGGUCAUUUAGGAAUAACCAGGGAACUUCUGUCAUUCCAAACUCCUGAAAAGAAAUUUCAUGUUGGUGCAGAGAAAGGAGGUUUAGAUCUCAUCAGAGAAUUAGUUGAAGAUUUCAUCUUCCCAGCAUCUAAAAUUGUGGUCCAGUGUAGAAAAUUGAAUGAUUUCCCAUCUGAGCAGGCUGUGCCUGUGUGUACAACUGCAGCAACUGUCACUGCAGCAUUUGAUUUGCUUGUUUCCCUCUGUACACGUUGUGUAAAGAAUCUGAAGUGUUUAGCUAACAUGCUCAUUGACAUGUUCUAUACAGAGGAAAUGUUCACUUUUUCAGAAUUACCUCUUGUUGAAUGGGAGUUUGUACCCCCUGUGGGUCCAAGACCUCCCAAAGGGUUUGUUGGCCUCAAGAAUGCUGGUGCUACAUGCUACAUGAAUUCAGUUUUACAACAGUUAUUCAUGAUUGAACAGAUCCGACAUGGGAUACUGGCCGUAGAGGGUGCUGCCGAUGAUGUAGAAGAUGAAUAUAUAGGAGAUGAGAAGGGCGAAAAUGAAACUAAUGUUGACCUUGGAGAUGAAGAACGUAAAGAUGAGGAGAAAGGCUCCAACAAACAGGGAGAGAGGAAAGAUUACAAUCUGGGUGUGAUGAAACAUGUCCAGUUGAUCUUUGGUCAUUUGGCUUGUAGCAAGCUGCAGUAUUAUGUACCCAGAGGGUUCUGGAAGCAUUUCAAGUUGUGGGGAGAACCUGUGAACCUGAGGGAACAACAUGAUGCAUUAGAAUUUUUCAACAGUCUUGUAGAUAGUUUAGAUGAGGCCCUUAAAGAACUUGGGCAGACAAUGAUUCUAAGCAAAGUACUUGGAGGAUCAUUUGCUGACCAAAAGAUAUGUAAGGAUUGUCCACAUAGAUAUCAAAGAGAAGAAACUUUUACAACUUUAAAUGUAGAUAUUCGAAAUCAUCAGAAUUUACUUGAAUCCUUAGAACAGUAUGUUAAAGGAGAUCUUUUAGAAGGUGCAAAUGCAUAUCAUUGUGAGAAAUGUAAUAAAAAGGUAGAUACUGUUAAAAGGCUCGUGAUAAACAAAUUGCCAAAAAUUUUGGCUAUCCAGCUCAAAAGAUUUGAUUAUGACUGGGAAAGAGAAUGUGCAAUCAAAUUCAAUGAUUACUUUGAAUUUCCGAGGGAGUUUGAUAUGGAACCUUAUACUGUACAGGGUUUAGCAAAAAUUGAAGGAGAAAUUAUUGAUGCUGACUGUGAUGAAAAGGAGCAGAGUACAAAGUACAAAUUGGUUGGGGUUGUGGUCCAUAGUGGGCAGGCCAGUGGUGGACAUUAUUAUUCCUAUAUUUUACACAGAGGUGCUGAAGAUGUCCAUCCAAAAUGGUAUAAAUUUGAUGAUGGUGAUGUAACCGAGUGUAAAAUGGAUGAUGAUGAGGAGAUGAAAAACCAGUGCUUCGGUGGUGAAUAUGUUGGAGAAGUGUUUGAUCAUAUGAUGAAGAGGAUGUCUUACAGGCGACAGAAGCGAUGGUGGAAUGCCUAUAUACUGUUUUAUGAACGGAUAGAACCACAGGAUGAGGAAAAUCAAAUCUCGAAGCGAUUACAAGACCUAACCGUAUCUAAACAAGAGAAGCUGAAGAUGCCUGCUGCAAUAGAGCGCUGUGUCCGGCGGCAAAACAUCCUUUUCAUGCACGAGAAGAAUCAAUUUUCUCCUGAAUAUUUUCAAUUCAUGAAGAAAUUUCUCAUGUGCAAUGCUCCGUUUCUGUCCAUCCCAUGUCCACAGGAUAGAUUGCCUCCUGAUGCUGAACAAAUGGCUUUGAUUAGUGUUGAAUUGGGAUCUAAAUUUCUCUUCACUGUUGGUUUUCAUACCAAGAAAUCAUUACGGGGUCCUGCAAAUGAGUGGUAUGAUGCUCUCUGUAUACAUAUGAGGAACAGCAAAACUGUGCGCAGCUGGUUUGUGCAUAAUGUGCUCUUUUCUCAUACCAGUCGCUUUGCAGAAUAUUUGUUGGAAUGUCCUAGUUCAGAGGUUCGAGGAGCAUUUGGAAAAAUGUUGGUUUUUCUUGCUCAUUAUACUCUUCAAGAUGGACCAUGUGCUCCCCCUUUUGUCCAGGGCCUUUAUGGACAAGCAGCUGAUCCCAAUGCCACUCUCAGUGAUCACCUGCUGCUGGCAAUCCUUAAUCUGCUGAAGAAGGAAGUAUCUGAACAUGGUAGACAUCUUCAACAGUACUUUAAUCUGUUUCUCCUCUAUUCCAAUCUAGGAACUGAUGAGAAACAACAGCUGUUGAAAUUAAAUGUUCCUGCCUUGUUCAUGUUGGUAGCUCUUGAUGAAGGGCCUGGGCCUCCAAUCAAAUACCAGUAUGCUGAUUUGAGUAAACUAUACUCAGUAGUUUCGCACCUAACGCGUUGCUGUGAUGUUUCAGCAAAAUGCCAGUCAUCUGUCAGUGGCUCAGCUCCUAUGUCUAACCCUCAUGGGGAUCCAACAUGUGGUGCACCUCUCAUGCCAAUUCAAACUCAGGUAGCUGAUAUAUUAUACAAUAGAACAAGUUAUGUUAAGAAAGUCAUUGAAGACUGCAACAAUUCUGAAGAUACCACCAAAUUGUUAAGGUUCUGCAGUUGGGAAAAUCCACACUUUUCUUCAACGGUUCUAAGUGAAUUAUUAUGGCAGGUUGCAUAUUCUUACACUUAUGAGUUGAAACCCUAUCUUGAUUUACUCUUUCAAAUGCUUAUGUUGGAUGAUUCCUGGCAGAAUCAUCGAAUACACAAUGCUCUAAAAGGAAUACCUGAAGACAGAGAUGGGUUAUUUGAUACAAUUCAACGGUCUAAGAAUCACUAUCAAAAAAGAGCAUAUCAGUGUAUUAAGAUGAUGGUCCUGCUUUUUACACACUGUGUUCCUGCAUCACAGAUGUUACAAAGUAAUGGUGACCUAAAACGUAAAUGGUCUUGGGCAGUGGAAUGGCUUAAUGAUGAACUAGAACGGAGACCUUAUCCUGGCAAUGCCCAGUAUACUUACAACAACUGGUCACCUCCAGCACAGUCUAAUGAGACAUCCAAUGGUUACUUCCUUGAACGAUCUCAGAGUGCAAGAACUACUUUGGCCAGAGCCUGUGAGCUGUGUCCUGAAGAGGAGCCUGAGGAAGCUGACCUGACUGAUGAGCCUGAGAGCCCUCACCCUGAUGACCAGGUUCCAGUGUACACUGGCCAAACUCAGCCACCAGCCCAGACUCAGACUCCAGCUCAGGCCCAAACUCAGCCACAGUCACAGUCUGCAGCACAGACUGUGCCUCAAACUCAAACCCCACAGACUCAAGUACCACCGUCAACUCAGCAGCAGCAACCGCCACCCCCACCCCCACAACAGCAACAGCAGCAGCAGCUUCCAUCUACAUCAGUGACUGCAUCUAGUACUUCAUCUCCACAGAUUCUAGAUCAGCAGUGCCCUCCGCAGCAAGCUCCACCUACGCCCCCGCAGCUACAGAAACAGCGCCCACAGCAUAUACAGAACAAUCAAGUGAAUGUUCAGCACAGUUCUCAGCCUGGACACCCAACAAAUCAAGUUAACAACAAAUUAAAUCAACAAGGAGACAACCCAGAUACUGGGGAGGAUGAAACUAAUCACGACAACAGGAGUCCCUCAGAGUGA